UGUUGUGUGGAGACUCUUAACUCUAUGUGGCCCUCUCCUCUUCCACACCACAGCCACCACAAGCUUCAGAUAAACCCACACAAAACCCUACAAAUCUUAUCAAACAAACAGAAAACACACAAAAAGCCUCUUUUAAUUUGCUCUUCAUUUGUCCAUUACCGUUUGUUUUCUUCUCUCUCUCAUUAGAUGCUUUUGGUAAUACCAAAACUAUAAAAAAAAGAUGCUAAAUAUGGAGCGGGAGAAGCAGCUUCGAGGUAUAUCCAUUAUCGCGGCAGAAGCGGUUAACCCGGACAAGUCUCGAGGAAUCGCGAUUCCUGCGGUGAGAGCGGUUGUGGCCGACGCGUUGCUUCUCACCCGCAGUCUCUCCGGCACGUUUUCGUCUGCUGGCUCGGUUCCAAUCCGUGCACCAAUCACGAUUGACGACGAGGAUGAUGAUGAUGAUGAUGAUGGUUCUGUUACAGACGAUGGUUUUGAGUCUGUCUCUGGGGAUGCAGACGAUGAGGCUGAGCUAGAGGAUGUGAUUAGGGUUCUAGGGGAAGAGUCAGUUGGAGAAAAUGGAGAUGGGAGUGUUGUUGAAGAGGAAGCUUCUGUUAAUUACUCUCCUUUGGAGGAAGAGAGUGAGAGUGAAGUUAGUGAAGCUAAACUAGUCAUUCCCCGGGCCAGUUUGUCUUUGAAUGAUGAUGAAGUUUUGGGUAGUAGUAGUGGUGAUGAAGAAGCUGAAGUCGAAGAUAAGACAUUGCAGUCUGGAGAUUUGGGAUUGGUUGAUGAGCCUGAGUGCUCAGGUUCUGUUCUAACUGAUGUCGUUUCCACGGAGGAUGAAGCGGUUGAGAUGAAGGUAACAACAGAUCGGUUAGAAGAUGGUUUGAUAUCCUUUGGGGAUAUUGAAGAUUUGAGUCUCGGUGUUCCAUCAGGAGGUUCUAAGCUCCUCAUCGAGGAGGAUGGUGGUGGUAGCAUUCAUGAGUCUGAUGCUUUGAUGAAGCCAGGUGAUGUACAAGGAGUAGAAGACAGUGUAGUUGAACUAUCAGAGGGUUCAGGCUCUGUAACAGGUGAACUUGUUUCCACUGAGGAAGAGAUGGUGCAAUUGAAUCUUUGUGAUGAUGCUUCGGUGUCCUUUGAGACUGGUCUAGGUGUUGCGCCAGGAGAUUGCAGUGAGUUUGUGGUAGAAAGUGAAGGAAACGCUGUAGAUGUGUACAAAGGGUUAGAUGAAACUGUCAGCAAGCUUGUUGAACAAAGGGUGGGUCAAGAAAGUGCCAGCAAGGAGAGCGAUAACAAAAUUGAUGAUGGUAGUGCUCGUGAAGCAGAUGAAUCGAUGAUUCAAGGUGAAGGCUCUAUUGGAUCAGGAAGGAGAGAACCAGAGGAUGAAGACACUGGAUUCAUGGUAGGCGACGCAAAAGAACUAACUAAAAAUGCUUGCGGUGCGGAAUGUGAGGGCGAACUUGAAAUUGGUAUGAAUUCUGAAUGUUCUCAAGUGACUCCAACUCUGGAUUCUGCAACGACGAGAAACCUUGAUGUCUCUCGAGGAAUAGAUGUUGAUGUAAAUGGGUGCGGUUCUUUUAUCCAAAAAGAUGACCAAGAGACUGAGGAUGAAGGAACACAAGAAUCAGAGGAUAUUGAUAGGAAGUUACCACUUCCUGAUGAAGAUAGAGCAUCAAGUUUAAGAAGUUCCUUUGAAUUGGCCAAUGAGAGUGUGGAAAAUGGGGAGCAGAUUGAUAAGGAAGUCAAUUUUCAGUCUGAUAGUGAACUGAAUCAAAUCUCAGUGGGCACAGGAGAAACCAGCUUGCUUUCGGUUAAGGAUGUUGAGAGAAGCAUGCCUGAAAAAUCUUAUGUAACUGCUAAUGAUGUGAUGGAAAAUGAGAUGCAGAUGGCAGGGCUAAUCCAUAAUCACAAUCACACUUGUCUGGAGCUUGGCGAGUACGAAGGAACAGGCGAUACAAAGGAGAAACUCUCUGAAUCCACCUUUCAGAAUCAUCCUGAAGAAUUAUCCUCUGAUAAUUCUGUACAGCUGAUAAGUGGGAGAGUGAAGGAAAGAAUUGAGAAGACGAAGCUCUUGAAAGAAAAAAUCCAGAAGAUUAUAAAAGGAAUUGAUCUUUGCAACGAAGAUUCAGCUGUUACUGAAGUUGAGUCUCAGCAGAGCCUAGUAGGUGAAGACCAUCACACAUCCUCAGAGCUUGAUGAUGAUCACGUGUAUGACGGAACAAAGACAAAGCUGCCUGAACAAGAGCUUCCACUUGGUCUAGACUUCUCCAUUAACGUCCUUGUUAUCGGGAAAACCGGAGUGGGAAAAAGCGCAACGAUUAAUUCUAUCUUUGGGGAGACUAAAUCUGCUGUCGGCGCAUUUAGAGUUACCACAAAGUCUUCAGAAUACAUUGUUGGAAACGUUGGAGGGAUCCUGAUUACAAUACUUGACACGCCAGGUCUCAUGUCCUCUGCAACCGAGAAACGGUAUAAUCAGGAAGUUCUCAUGUCCAUAAAGAAGAGCAUGAGAAGGUUCCCAGUUGAUGUCGUCCUCUAUAUUGACCGUCUAGACGAGAAUCCAGACGUCCAUUUGCUUAGAACCAUCACCAGUUCUCUAGGCUCAUCGAUAUGGAGAAACGCUAUCGUGGUUCUAACUCACGCAGCUUCUGAUGUCCCAGAUUCUUCAAGCUACACUGCUCAGAGAUCUUCUCUUAUGCAUCAAUCAAUCAGAGAAGCAGUUCCGGAGCUGAGCUGUGUAGAGCAGAGAAAGAUGCCUGGAAUUGUUUUGGCAGAGAACAACAUGAGCGAGUCUACAUGUCCGGAUUGGAGAUUGAACCUACUGGUCUUGUGUUGUUCGGUUAAGAUCCGGUGCAAAUCCGGUUCCCUUGUAAAAAAGCCGGAUGCUUUUGACUCCUCGCAGCUUCGCUCUUUCACAUUAUUCUGUUCCUUGUGGAAUGUGUUGCUUCUUGGUUCGAACCAAGGACAUGCUUCUCAGUCACCUGAUGAUUUGGAGGAGAAGAAAAGGCGUUUGCUGGAAUCGUACCCUGAGAUCCUCUGGGACGAACAGAGUCAGGAAAGUCUGGAGCAAGAAGAAACUCUUCCCGUGAAGAAUCAAGAAGACGAGGGGAGAAGACAAGAAAAAGAAAGUGUGAGAAGAAGAAGAGGAAGACUUGGGUUCCAAGCUACGAAAAGGUUGGGUAUCUAUCUCGAUACAUGUAAUUUGCACACAGGGUUUUCAAUGGGAAGCAGUGGAAGUAGAAAGGUGGAACAAGAGGAAGGGAAGAUGUUGGUGAGGAUGAGAGGCUCCUUGUCUGUUUUAGGAUUGGUUCAUGUGUUGACGUCUGUAAUAACUUGUGUCUACGGUCGGAAAGAUAUUUAAAUUGCUCUCAAGUUGUGGUUGAAUUUGUAACAACAUACGUAUCUAAUACGAGCUUCUGUUUAUACUA
This is a messenger RNA of Brassica rapa (field mustard), 3401 nucleotides long. RefSeq names its product translocase of chloroplast 159, chloroplastic. Gene Ontology annotation, biological process: protein targeting to chloroplast. The record is from RefSeq and is a predicted model, not a curated record. NCBI's taxonomy places the organism in Eukaryota, Viridiplantae, Streptophyta, Magnoliopsida, Brassicales, Brassicaceae. Gene Ontology annotation, molecular function: GTP binding. Gene Ontology annotation, cellular component: chloroplast outer membrane.